AUGUGUUCUGUCAUGUGGUGGCUUCUGUGGCUGUGCUUUAGUCUGCCAGCUCUGCUGCUGUGCCAGCCAACCUUCUAUGAGACCAUACGCCAGAACCACCCGACACGCAUUGGAACAAACUCCAUUCAGAUUCUUGAAGGAGGCACAUGCGAGGUGAUUGCUGCGCAUAGAUGCUGUAACAAGAAUAAGAUUGAGGAGAGAUCUCAGACGGUGAAGUGUUCCUGUCUGCCUGGAAAAGUGGCGGGAACCACCAGAAACAAGCCCUCCUGCGUAGAUGCCUCCAUAGUGAUUGGGAAGUGGUGGUGUGAGAUGGAACCCUGUCUGGAAGGGGAGGAAUGCAAAACUCUGCCUGAUAACUCUGGAUGGAUGUGCUACUCGGGCAACAAAGUCAAAACUACCAGAAAUACCCAUCCUUAUUCCUCCUUGUAG
Messenger RNA from Chanos chanos (milkfish), 429 nucleotides. Its product is annotated as chemokine-like protein TAFA-1. The transcript is spliced from 4 exons. Gene Ontology annotation, molecular function: receptor ligand activity. Gene Ontology annotation, biological process: regulation of neuroblast proliferation; neuroblast differentiation. The record is from RefSeq and is a predicted model, not a curated record. Lineage: Eukaryota; Metazoa; Chordata; Actinopteri; Gonorynchiformes; Chanidae. Bases 1 to 429 code for a protein of 142 amino acids.